Molecule: messenger RNA, 2914 nt
Organism: Pseudoliparis swirei
Lineage: Eukaryota; Metazoa; Chordata; Actinopteri; Perciformes; Liparidae
Exons: 3
Coding region: 139-591 (150 amino acids)
Molecular function (GO): nitrite reductase [NAD(P)H] activity; 2 iron, 2 sulfur cluster binding
Source: RefSeq, a predicted model, not a curated record
CAGCUCAGUCCUGCACCGCCGCCUGUCGCACCGCUCGGACCCGGUGGAUAAAAAUAUGAAUAUUUACCACCGAUAUAAACCCGCAAAACAACCCGAACACACACACACACAUAGCAUUUUCGUAGCUUGAUAAACGGCAUGGCUUCCGGCUUGGGAGACGGAGAGGGGACUGCGGAGGGCACCGCGGAGGGGACUGCGGAGGGCACCACGGAGGGCGGCUCGUGGAGACUCAUAGGCCCGGCCGCGGGGCUCUCGUCGCGGCGCUGCCGGCUCAUGUACUCCCCGCUCGGCUCCGCCUCGGACGUCUGCCUCUUCCACGUGAAGGGGGAGUUCUUCGCCAUGGACGCUCGCUGUUCACAUAACGGCGGUCCUCUGUGCGACGGGGACAUCGAGGAGGCCGACGGGGUCCUGCAGGUCUUCUGUCCCUGGCACGACUACGACUUUGACCUCAGGACUGGGAAGUCCGGCACGUCCUUACAGCAACAAGUGUACGAAGUCAAGCUGGAGGACGGCGACGUGUACGUGAAGCACGCCAGCCGUCUCUCCCUGGAGCCUUUUCCCACGGAGGAGAAGAAGAUGAAGAAGAGCUGAACAACCCGAUGUUCAUCGUCCGUGUUCCAAGACUCCAAAUUCACAAGCGAUCCGAAACAUUCCCGAGCCUCAUCCGUCAUUUCUCACAGCGCUCCUUCUGCUUUGAUUUUCUGAGAGCUCAGGAUGUCUGAAGAGGACGUGAUGUCAUGGAUUUAGAGUUGUUCUUCAUCACCGACACUGAAGAUGGAGACGCGACAUGUCACUCUUAUAAUAACUAACUAAUCAGCAUACGGUAUUUUUUUAUUGCCACUUUUGAUCACUAGAUUUUUUUUUUUCUAAAAAUAAUGUUUACAAAUUCUGAUAAAAAACAGAUACGAAAGUAUUCAGACCUUUUUCAAAUCUGCAGCCAUUUGCUAAAAUCUAAAAAGUUCAUUUUAUUUCGGAGUAAUGUUCACUCAGCACCCCAUCUUGACAGAAAAAAACAGAAAUAUAGAAAUUUGUGCAAAAAAAAACCAAAAAAAAACUUUCAUGAAAGUAUUAAUGAGAAAUAAAAUCAAUCAGAAUCUAAAAAAUUUCAUUUUAUUUCUCCUUAGUGUACACUCAGCACCCCAUCUGGACAGAAAGAAACAGAAAUGUAGAAAUGUUUGCUAAUUUAUUAAAAAAGAAAAACUGAAAUAUCCCAUGGUCAUAACUCAGACCCUUUGCUCAGUGUUGAGUAGAAGCCUUUUGAGCUAGUCCAGCCAGGAAUCUUCUUGGGAAUGAUGCAACACGUUGUUCACACCUGGAUUUGGGUAUCCUCUGCCAUUCUUCAUGCAGAUCCUCUCCAGUUCCAUCAGAGUGAAAAAUUUAAAGGGGUCUGAAUACUUUCCGUACCCACUGUAUAACCACUCUAUUGCCACUCUAAACUAAAAAGUUCUCCGAAGAACUUUCAUUUUGUGUUGAUUUUUGGCGUUAGGAAUAUCAAUAAAUAAAUAGCCCAUCUUCUCAUUCUCGAAGGUCAUAUAGAGACAUCCGUACGACAAUUCAAUUCAGUUUAUUUGUAUAGCCCAAUUUCACAAAUUACAAAUUUGUCUCCGAGUGCUUUACAAUCUGUACACAUAGACAUCCCUGCCCCAAAACCUCACAUCGGACCAGGAAAAACUCCCAAAUAACCCUUCAGGGGGAAAAAAAGGAAAGAAACCUUCAGGAGAGCAACAGAGGAGGAUCCCUCUCCAGGAUGGACAGAUGCAAUAGAUGUCAUGUGUACAGAAGGACAGAUUUAGAGUUAAAAUACAUCCAGUCUGUUUUCAAAACCCGUUAAAAGUUUCUCUGUCACUGAAAACAAAAAUUAUGACGGGAUCAAACCGUUAUUGCAAACGAAGGGUUGAUUGCAAACCAUAUUUUUGACUUCCUAAACAAGUACAUUUUGAUUAUAUCAAAAUGAUGCGUGUAAUUUUGAGCUCUUAACCGAGUGCCAGUGCAUUUCAAUAAGUAAUACACUCAACGAGUGUAAAGCUUCCAGUCGUUUCCGUGGAAGAAUUAGUGCAAUCAUGAAACAGCGGGAACUAAACAGGUUCGUUAGCACCGAUAACCCUCUUCCAUUCAACAAGCGCCGCCUCGAGGCCCAGUCAUGGCUUUUUUUUAAUGUUCAUUUUUUGCCUUUUUUUGAAAAAUAGAGUCCCAGCCAGUAGAACACACAUGAAGGGGCCCCGCAGUUACGAUCGGUGGCAGGUUCCCGGGGUCGAGACGUCUCCAUCGGCGUUUCCCUGGCACCGACCGGUUAGUCUGUUGCUGACGCACUUGGGCUCUCACAGAAACGGGUUGUGAGGCGCCUGAAAUGCACCAUUGCCUCAAGAAAUAUGUGUUUUUCCAACUUUGUGCGUGUGUGUGUGUGUGUGUGAGGGCACUCGCUCACAAUAUUUUCUGGCCGAGGCUCCGAGUCACGAAGGUGUCGGUGACUCUGCGGCUCAACGCUCUCCGUUUGUUUUUAUUUCCUCCCCGUUGUGAUUCCUGCUGCGUAACCAUAUAAUAACAAUAAUUCCACUGGCUGGACGUGUCUGUUGUGUGCAGUGGAAGUUUUUCCUCUUUUCCGACGUGCAUCAUAACUCAUCACCUGCCGGGUAACGGGUUAUUAUGGGUCGGUAGAAAGUGAACGUAUUGGGGACGCACUCACGUUGUGAGCCCUCGACUUUAGUGAGUCGUGUUGGUCUGUCGCUAUGUUUCCUUAAAAGUGUUAAUUCAUUAAAAAAAAAUCUAAUUAUUUGGAUUAUGUAUCUGGUCUUUUCUGAUCACUUGUACUGUAAACUGCCAUUUUGUUUGCUGUAAACUAUAUUUAUUGUCACUUGUGCAAAGCUGUAUAUUUAUCCGUAUUGUUUAAUUCACAAAAUAAAUGAUAUAUUGAGAA